Glarea lozoyensis ATCC 20868 is the source of this 1737-nucleotide messenger RNA. Its product is annotated as Tetrapyrrole methylase. The coding region runs from base 1 to 1737 and encodes 578 amino acids. The record is from RefSeq and is a predicted model, not a curated record. Gene Ontology annotation, biological process: sulfate assimilation; siroheme biosynthetic process. Lineage: Eukaryota; Fungi; Ascomycota; Leotiomycetes; Helotiales; Helotiaceae. Gene Ontology annotation, molecular function: uroporphyrin-III C-methyltransferase activity. The transcript is spliced from 2 exons.
AUGGAGCCUGUUUCAUUGCUUACCGCAAUUGACUGCACGGCGCACAUCCAUCUCAUCGUCGGCUCGAAUCCGCUCGCAGCAGCACGAUGCGCCAAAUCGUUGCAGGUAGGCGCAAAACCACUUCUGAUCGCACCUGAGACCGCAGAGCUUCAUUAUGCGUUGCAGAAGAGGAUAGAAGGUGGGGAAGUGGAAUGGUUGAAGAAGAGCUUCGAGGAAAGCGAUGCGCUGAGUUUGGGGAGGGAGGAGAUUGGUGGCGUGGUGGACGCUGUGUUUGUUACGUAUGGACCGAGAGAUCCGCUGAGUACAACAAUUUCGAAGUUCUGCAGACGAAAUCGAAUUCCCGUGAACGUCUCAGACGCCCCGUCAUUAUGCACUUUCAGUCUCCUUUCCACGCAUACCGAUGGACCACUUCAGAUAGGUGUAACCACAAAUGGACGAGGUUGCAAGCUAUCGUCGAGAAUCAGGAGAGAAAUUGCUUCCUCACUUCCAUCACAAUUGGGCGCGGCAUGUUCGAGAUUAGGUACGAUUAGGAGGAAGAUUCAGGAGGAGGAUCACCUGUCGCAUUCUGCUCUGGCGGGCGAAUUGGAUGAAGAGGACUCGAUUGAUCAAUCGGCCAAUUUCAACAAGCUUGUAACAGAAGCAGAUUUGGAAGCGGCGAAGAACAGGAGGAUGAGAUGGUUGUCACAGAUUUGUGAAUAUUGGCCGUUACGAAGGUUGGCGAACAUUACCGACGCAGACGCGGAGACUGUACUUAAGUCUUACGCUGUCCAGUCGUCUACAGCUGCAUCGCAUGAUCACACGCGAAACUCUCCGUCGGCCGUUCAGAAAAGGGGACGCAUAGUGCUCGCUGGAAGUGGACCAGGUCAUCCAGACCUCCUCACAAGAGCGACUCAUAAGGCAAUUUUGUCAGCCGACUUGAUUCUCGCAGACAAAUUAGUCCCGUCAGGGGUUCUUGACCUCAUUCCUCGACGAACACCUGUCCACAUUGCGCGAAAAUUCCCAGGCAACGCAGAGCAGGCACAAGAAGAACUUCUCUCGCUAGCUUUGGAAGGCGUCAAAAGUGGAAAGACCGUCCUUCGAUUGAAGCAAGGAGAUCCGUAUAUAUACGGCCGAGGUGGUGAAGAAUACGAGUUCUUCCGAAAGGAAGGCUACGAAAAGGAUAUUUGUGUCUUGCCAGGAAUCACAAGCGCCCUGAGUGCGCCUAUGUUUGCGACGAUACCGGCUACACAAAGAGGCGUGAGUGACCAGGUCCUGAUAUGUACGGGUACUGGACGGAAAGGGAAGCCAUCGACCCCGCCGGAGUACGUGCCGACGAGGACGGUCGUGUUUUUGAUGGCACUACACAGAAUCGAGGCUUUGGUGAAAGAUCUUACGACGUGGGAUUCUGCGGAUGCGAAAGUCUUCUUGCCUUCGGAAAAUGGGAAGGAAGUGCUCGAUAAAACGCGGAAAUUAUGGCCGUCUUCGACCCCUUGUGCUGUCAUUGAGCGGGCCAGUUGUCCGGAUCAGAGAGUUAUUCGAACGACGCUGGAAUUUGUCGCCAAUGCAAUUGAGAGCGAAGGAAGCAGGCCACCAGGAUUGCUUGUCGUAGGAAAGUCUUGCGAGGCGCUGAUGAAAGGCGACCCGGCGAGAAAAUGGAUUGUUGAGGAGGGAUUUAGUGGUUUGGAGUUUGAUGAGUUUCCUGGAGUAGAGGAGCUGGUUAUUGGUGAUCAACUGAAUGCGGGUAAGAUCGAAGCAUGA